Messenger RNA from Arachis ipaensis, 2098 nucleotides. RefSeq lists its product as uncharacterized. The record is from RefSeq and is a predicted model, not a curated record. NCBI's taxonomy places the organism in Eukaryota, Viridiplantae, Streptophyta, Magnoliopsida, Fabales, Fabaceae.
UCAGAGACUCGCUAGGUUUGCCGAACCAACGCCCCAAAGGGGACCUUGCAAGAAAAAAAGGGGAAAAAACACCAUCUCUUCUCUCUCUUUCCUUUCUUUUCCUAUAGAUUCCGAUUUCUCUUUCUUCAAUUCAAAGCUCUUUCUCUGUUCUGAACCCAAAAAAAAAAAAAAAAUUUAUGGCUCACACAUCUUCAAGAACCAAAUCGAGUGGACCAGUUCUUCGGUCGCUCUCACCGUCAUCUUCUAGUAGGUUCUGUUCAUACACCACAUCCAAGACCCCGUUCUCCACGCCUUCUUCGGCUUUUGCGUCUUCUACUAGCUCUAGCUUUUCAACGCCUUCGUCCAGUUUCCACCAUCAUAGUCAUCACCGUUCUGCUUCUCCGACACGUGUCAAUUUGUGCGGUCCAGGUCCGUUGUCUUCCGGAGUCCGGUUCUCCAUCGAUGCGCGUUCUAUUUCACCCAACCGGUCGAUAUCGAAUCAAAUCAUAACGAAGAGUAACCGUCCGAUCUCGAUCCAGAAGAAAUCAUGUAUGUGCUCGCCGACGUCACAUCCUGGAUCAUUCCGGUGUAGUUUGCACAAGAACGCCGCCGCGAACGGCGGAGGGAAUCAUCAUCACGGAGGAGGAAAUCAUCACCUUAACAUGCGCAGAUCUGCUAUGAAGAACUCGUUGGUUCGGAUCGGAGGAGUUGAAGGCGAGUGGGUGAAACGUGCUCUCACGGCGCUUAUUCGUCCGUCGUCGCACCAACAGAGGAGGAGAGCGGGAUUUGAACCUAGACCGAGUCGGCUCUCCGUCAUGUCCAAGGCUGAGGAUAUUUGAUUUUCAAGUUUUCUUUUACAGGUUCGUUGCUGUUGCUGUUUAUGAUCCUGCUACGUUUUCUUAGGCCACGAUCUGGCGCCAGAGGUGGUGGCGGCGGAGCGGUUGCGGUGGUGAUGUAGAUCUCUUCCGGCGAGUUUUGAGGUGUCGUUGGAAAGAAGAUUUUCCUGCGUAGAUCUUAUGAGAUACAGGGAAUUGGUUUUUUAUUUUGUACAUAACAUUUGCUAUGGAAGGCAGAGUCUUGGACAUUUUUUUUUCUCUGGACCGAAAAAAAAAAAAGAAAAUUACAUAAAAUUUAAGUUGAAUCCAGUUCUCAGGAUUUAAAUUGGGGCCAAAUUCUGACCUAAUUCGAACUUAAAUUAAAAUCAAAAUUAAAAACCCUAAGAAUCUUGAGUUGGCAUCUGUGCACUCCAUUGACAUGAUUUGCGUGAACCGGGUAUUCGCAGCGUUGUGUUCAUUCGUCCCGUUAUGCUUUCCGUCGUUGGCUUCGUUUACGUGUGGUUUGGUUCUGUCGUUGGGACCGUUCCGUUAUCCGUGCCGCCGUUAUGUUCGUCAAGUUGCUUUGCCUUUGGUGCCAGGUUGGUUUUUGUUUAAUUGCAGGUUGGUUGCAGCUGGUUGUUGUGGGAGACGAAUUUCGGAUGUCGUAUUCUCAACCUUGAAUAUCAUUAUGAAGUCGACAUUUGAACGCACCCCCUCCCCUCUUGGUUGAUGGUUACAAUGGAAGAAAUAAUUGGAACAAAAAAACAUAAUAGAAGAAUUAAUUUCGCGUAGCGAGAAAGAUAAUUAAAUAAUAAAGAGUCUUAAGAUUAAAAAUUUAACUUAAGAAAAACCGAAACCGGUGCUUUGAUAUGAACUGAUAAAUGACAUGGUAGAUUGGAAGUUUGGAGAUUCACCCAAGGACAGAAAUGGAGGAACUGGUGUUAUGAAAAAAAAUGGUGGGAAGGAGUCAAUGGUUGAUGGUUUGAAGAUUUGUAGUGGACAGGAAAAAGAAUAUAAUAUAAUCGGAGAUAUAAUUAAUUAUAGCAAAAAAUCAUUUGACCUUCACAUUAGAAGAAAAAUUAUUAAUAAGUUAAGAACAUCUAAUGGACUCUAUCGUUAGAAAAGGGGAAGCAAAAGAAAUUUCGGAAAGGAAUUGUGGAAGGUAAUUUCGAAUAUUUACAGAGGACAGAAAUGGAGGGAGGAGGCGGUGUUUGAAUUUUUAAGAUUUUCAUGAUGAGGUAAAAGAAAGAGUAGAGGAAUUAUAUUAGAAAAUUGAAAAUCUUGGAUCGCCCAAUCACGGAAGG